Molecule: messenger RNA, 3035 nt
Organism: Amphiprion ocellaris (clown anemonefish)
Lineage: Eukaryota; Metazoa; Chordata; Actinopteri; Pomacentridae
Gene: atp6v0b
Product: ATPase H+ transporting V0 subunit b
Exons: 8
Coding region: 248-883 (211 amino acids)
Biological process (GO): proton transmembrane transport
Cellular component (GO): proton-transporting V-type ATPase, V0 domain
Molecular function (GO): proton-transporting ATPase activity, rotational mechanism
Source: RefSeq, a predicted model, not a curated record
GUCAUUAGGAGAUCAGUGAGGUGAAGAGAACAUAUAACCGAACGCAGCCGGCAGGUCCUCGGUCACAUGCUAGUCAAGCUGGAUCAGCUGACAUCAGCCUGCUUCUGCUUUUGAUGCGCUUCCUCCUCCAUCGACUGAUAGCGCUUCUUGGAACAGUAUUCUUUCGUUAUCGUACCUUUACUGGCAUCAGAUUUUUGAUUUGAGCCAAGUAGACCUCGCUGGUCCAGCAGGUUAGAGCGCCGGAUAAAUGCUGCUAGAGUGGAUGAUGAACGGACACGCCAUUCUUUAUACGGGGGUCACUUUGGCCUUCUGGAGUACCAUACUAAUCGUCGGUAUCUGCUAUACCAUAUUUGACCUUGGAUUCCGCUUUGAUGUGGCAUGGUUCCUUACAGAGACUUCUCCCUUUAUGUGGGCCAAUCUGGGCAUUGGUUUGGCCAUCUCUCUCUCUGUGGUAGGAGCUGCCUGGGGGAUCUACAUCACUGGCUCAAGCAUCAUUGGUGGUGGUGUUAAGGCUCCACGAAUCAAAACUAAAAAUUUGGUCAGCAUCAUCUUCUGUGAAGCUGUUGCGAUUUAUGGGAUCAUCAUGGCUAUUGUCAUCACCAACAUGGCUGAGAACUUCACUGGAAACACCCCUGAGACCAUCGGGGCAAGGAACUACCAAGCUGGUUACUCCAUGUUUGGAGCUGGUCUGACUGUGGGCUUUUCCAACCUUUUCUGUGGAAUCUGCGUUGGUAUUGUGGGCAGCGGAGCUGCUUUGGCAGACGCCCAGAACCCCAGUCUCUUCGUGAAGAUUCUGAUUGUGGAAAUCUUUGGCAGUGCAAUCGGCCUGUUUGGUGUCAUUGUAGCUAUUCUGCAGACGUCGAAAGUAAAGAUGGGUGACUAGAAGAUGCAUUCACAUGCUGAGAAGAGAAAUACACUGCUGGAAUAAUAAGAUGGAUUAUUGUGUAAAUACAUCGUAAAUUAUUUAAAUGUCUAUUUGCCCGGUAUUGUUUUUGACCAUCAUUCAUUCAAGAGUGGUACGUGCAUGCCCUACUGUUGUGUCUGGAGGAAAACAUGAAUGUUGGAUAGGAAAAAAAUGUGCUUUUAUUGUGCAUUUUUUUGUUGAUGAGAUGAUAUAAAUGUGUGUAAGCAUUUAUCUGGAUGAGUAGUACAAGCAGAAAUGUAAAUGUUGUAAAGGACUGUAGGUGAAGGCUUGUCUCCUAACACCAGCCAGUCUGCAGUUUUAAGAUACUGACAUCUUGCAGCUGCAUCCCAUGGAUUGAUUCACUCUCUGAAUUAAAGGAAAGCUUUAUAUGGGUUGGCACAUUUCCACGGCAUCAUUUUCUUCUCACCACUCUUGCUGAAUGGUAGUUAAAAAUAACACUAGAGUAUUUGAAAUUAUUAGUGUGUGUGCGUGUGUGUGUGUAUGCUGGACAUGUGAUCUCUUUUUUUUUUCUUUUUCCUGUGAAGCAUGAGGUUGUUUAUCAUUGUGUUUGUAGCCUGGUCUGUCAGUUUGUGUAUUUUUUUUAAAAAUCUCUUCUUUGCUAAUAAGCAAGUGGUCCUUAAUCCACACAGUGGCCCAAAUACAGUACAUCGUAAUAGUGAUGGUACCUUUCUGAAGUUCAAAUUGGAGUCUUGGAGUCUACAAUCAUUGCUAAAGUCACAGAAUAGUUUUUUGGAGGCCAAAUGGAGACCGAUCCCAGCAGAAUGUGUGCGCUAAAGGUGGCAUUCAUUUCCUAAGCUGUGGAAAAUGUUAAAUCACUACGAUAUUGCUCAUUAGAACUCUCCAUAUAGGAUCAGUUUGUCCAAGAUGUUAUUAUCCUGUAGUUUUUAUAUAGAUAUAUCCAUGUAAGUUAGGGUUGUAUAGUGUUGGCUGAGAGGAAGCCAAAAGAAAUCUUUGCAGAAACCCUUUGCCCAUAGUGUUGUGAACAGAAGUCAACAGGUUUACACAGAAGCAACAAUAACCUCAGUGUGAAACUGACUUACAGGAAAUCUUAAAUGUCAAAACUGCUCUGUCCUUCUUUAACCUUACAUGUACACUGACAGGAAAUGAGAAUUUAUUUUGCCACCAUUACCAUUGAGUAUUACUAUCUACUCAGUAGUAACUGUUCACCGUCAUUGUACUGGAGGGUUUACAGGAAAAUAAUUCUUUAUAGAUGCAGUGAUCCACUGACUCGGAUUAUUUGGAAAUCUCAGCUGGUCUGUUUCCCAAAUGUGGGUGAAAACUGUGGACUAUUACAGAUAAUCACAAAUACAGAUUUUUAAUAAACCCUUAUUUACACAAAAAUUUAAUUUCACAAAUAUCUGUAUUGCUUUGUUUUAAACUCUUGUUUUGAAUGUACAUGUUAACGUUUGACUACAUAGAGUCAAAAUGUCAACUAUUCACAUCUGUGUUUUUGCAUGAUUUUCUAGCAUUCCUUAAAGUUUCCUUCAUGUGUGUGGGUAGAAACCGAUGUUGGACUCCUGCAGCGUCGCAACAAAGCCAUCAUUAAAUUGUUGAACCAUUGUUCUUGUCAGCUGAUGGUUUCAGUGUUUACAUGUGUUAUACAGACUGUUUUUCUGCUUCAUUUUCUAAUCGUUUGGCUUUCAGCAGCCAGUAGAAUUAUAGUGGAGGUGGGCUCCAAUGAAAACGUCAAAAUACUGCAACAUAUAGUCUGAUGAUUGGUGGUGAUGUAUGGAAACAUAUUAGUAACACUGAAGUUCUUGAUGCAUCAUUCCAGAGAGAUGACAGACCACGGCUAAUUGUGAAUCGUCUCAUAUCUUGUAAUUUUUCCUCCACACUUCUUCUGAAAGAGUGUAAACGUUGAACCUGACAUGGGGAAAGGGAAUUGUCUUGAUGUCAGGUGUCAAAGCAGUGACAUGGUCUUUGGUGACCCAGGCUCUGUACCGGACCCCAGGCUUUCAGUGACUGUAGAUGGUACUGUGUGUACGUUAUGUUGACGUGAUGGUGAUCAGCAAAUAACUCAUUGUUUUUGACAUUGUGUAUAAUAUUAACAAAAUCAGACUUUUCUUCUGGCUUCAUAAAUGUCCUCGAGAAAAUAAAAUGGUUCAGUCAA